Messenger RNA from Petromyzon marinus (sea lamprey), 6916 nucleotides. Lineage: Eukaryota; Metazoa; Chordata; Hyperoartia; Petromyzontiformes; Petromyzontidae. The record is from RefSeq and is a predicted model, not a curated record.
ACACACGGGGGCCUCCACGAAGCCAACCUGCACGUGCAGUACCCGCUGAGGGGUGGCAGCUCUCCAGGUGUGUGGACCGCUUUCCCUGACGUCUCUGACAUCGUCCACCGGGUCUCCCGCCAGGCGACGCACGCGCCAGGCGAGGCGCUCCCGGGCCGGGCUGCUCACCUCGGUGCACGCAUGGCAGAGCUCCGGCUUUCCCAUGCUGGGCCAGUGAGGGUGAUUGUUGGGCCGUGCUAGUGUCAAGACUGUCAUUUUAGCAAGGUCCUGUUUAUAAACGAGUGCAACAAAGAAAGCCCACGCAUACGAGAGGGUAGCACGCUUGAUCUCUACACAGAUGGAUUCAAUAAUCAAUUGAGUCAUUGCUGUAACAGCAAUCUCACAGUCACAUUAUGGCCCAAGCUAACAACACUGGGUAUUCACAGGCAGUCUGCUAUCCGAGCACUAACCAGGCCCGAACGCACUUGACGUCUGACAUCUACGAGGCCGAACACAUUCACGAUGCUUGGGCAUGACGACGAUCGUACUGCUUCAGGUUGGGGGCGUUUUGAACAGAGAAGAGCCUCUUUUGAAUUAUAUCUGAGUAUCAUGAAUCUUCAAGAUCAUGGAUAUUGUCAAGCUGCUUGGAAGGCUGCUACAAGCCUUGUCAGAAGCAAUGCGAGACAACGAGCAUGCACUACUGAGCUCUGAGGUUAAAAUACUGGGACUGGCUGUCUCUCUCAGGAAGUUUAUAACCUCAUAAGUUUGUCGAGUUACUUAAUUUCCAGUUUUUAUCACAAACCAGAGUACCCAGAGGCAGAGUAACUAACUGCAGAUUGGGAGUCUCAAGCAAGUAAUGGUCUCCGAGUGAUCCACCGAUACCCACACUAACAAGUGCUGCAUUACAGCUGUGGGGGAAAAUAAAGAGCAGGGGGACCAAUGGGAAUGUCCAUGCAGUCCGUACAGGUAUCACCGCACAGUGGAGACUUGUAACUCUGCAACAUUUGGACUCCAUAGUUCAAACGUGGGCAAAGUAUUGCAGGAAUGUUCUAGGUUUGCAUCACUCGGUGCUUGAUGAGCACCCUCCUUCACAAUAGCACCCUCAUAAGAGAAAGCUAAACACGGCCUUUUGUGUGCAUAGCUUGAAAGGGUUAUCCAGGUGCAACGUGAAUCCCAACAAUUGUUUGGUAGAACACGGCCAGGAUUUUAGACCUUUUUGCACUGGAAUAAUAUUUUUUUAAAUACGGAGUUUAUUUAAGUGGAGUCACAUAUCGGCAGGCUUGCUCAAAUUGCCAUCUGAUCAUAGCUCGUAAUUAUUUAGAGCGCCUGAGGAAGGGGGAGAGAUAGUGAAUAUGGAGACAUUAUGGAUGUGAGAGAUUAUAAAUGGGGAAAGAUAAUAGAAAGAGAUAAGGGAUUGGGAGAGAUAAGGAGUGUCUGAAGUGAAGCCUGAACAGUGCCACGUGAAGCACUCCCCUUGACCGCCAUCCCCAGCCUCUCUGCACGGCUCCACAAAGUGAAUGCGCUGCCGCUGUUACACUCACACGUAUGAUGCACACCGCUUGUUUCCAACGCAAUUUCAGGUGAACAUUUAAAUGGGCAAUGUGUUGCUUCGGUUGCUCAUUAUAAACAGCUGGAUGCUUAUUAUUAUGAAAUUUAUAAUGCAAUCAACGCCAUACGUUUCUAACCACGCAGAUGUAUACACAAAAAUGUAUCGGCCUUUAUAGGUUACGUAAAAGCACCAUCAACAGUUCCUGAAGAACUGCGAUGGUGACCACAAAUGUAAAAAACUAAACUAUUUUUAUUUUACCAGGUAAGGCCCACUGAGCUACAGAGCUCUUUUUCAGAAGCGACCUGGUCACAUAUGAGUGCUCAACGAAGCAGCUUGUCACGUGCAAAUGGAUAGCAGCCAAAUACUAUAAAGGCAUGUUUUAAAUUUGGAGGGAAAAAUCGGAGGACCCGGAGAAAAAUCCACAUGACCACGGGGAGAACAUGCAAACUCCAAAUAUACAGGCGUAGGGGAUUGGAUCGAACCAACGACCUGUAUACUUGGUGAGGUAGUUAACAUCUCACCACUGUGGCGACUGACAGUAGCAGUGAGGCAGAGACAACAGCAGACCAGUUUCGUUCUUCUUAGGAAUCAUCAGUACAGUGUCCAAUGUUGUUCAGGAAUAGCUGAUGUUUUUGCAUGAUGCAUGUUUCUGUAGUUUGUAAAAUUUACGGUUUUCUGGCCUGCACUACAUUUCUGUUGUGGCGAUUUAAUCAAAGACUAAUUGCAAAACACACAAUCCAGUAUUUAGCUCACAGUAGUUUAUAAAACCGAGUCUUGAGUGCAAUAAAAUACCCAAAUGCACCCCUCAACGUCUGUGGUCCAGGGUAGGUCCAUGGCUUGAGUUGUCUCUUUCAGAUGCCACUGCCCCUGGUCACCUGACAGCAGCACACGCUCCACUCGGCUUCUUGAGCCAUACCGAGGGAAGGUUCAGGUGGCUUCCUGUGGCCUUCCUCAACUCUCUUGAAUUCGGUGACACCAUCGCCAAAUGCAAUUUUACAGAAUGUACCAGAUUUCUAUUUUAUGUAAAGGUUUAAUGUUUUUUUUUUCAAUUGUUCGCCACUGGUUGGUUCACGAAGUUAAAUUAAAAGAGCAAAAUGCCAACAAAUUACACGAGGAAGCGUUAACAGGGCCUUCUUUAGUAAAGCUGCAGCGUGAACAACUCAAGGAGUUUGGUCUCAAGUCGCUACAAAUAUCCUUACUCAUAGACUCGCGUGAUGAAUACCUGAAGAAGUCCAAGCCCAAGUCGUCCAGCACCCAUAGCCACGUAGCAGCAACACCUGCACGCGGUUCUGUGAACGCUCAGAGCCACCGUGAAACAAAGGGGGCACAACUCGUUCCUGGCAGCACACAAGCCGAGUUCUCAAACUCUGAAGAAAAACCUCCAAAGAAAAACAAGAAAAUAAAUAAAAAGGCCACAGGACAACAGGAAGAGAAGAGUGUGCAUCAGAAGCAGGCAGAGCCAGGUGAUGUGGUUGAUGUGGAUGCCACGAACAUAGCACAGCAGGUACAUGAAGAAGCUUCACAACCACCUUCAGAGGUGGGGACACAGGAGCAUUCUGCUGUUGAUGAUUCAAGCCAACAAAACUCCAGCAAGAGUCAGGUGAAUAUUUGCUCACCAUGCCCAUUUGAUCACCAUUACACUUCACACAGAUAUAUCAGAGGAAGUGUACUGCCUAGUGAAACGGGAAUCACAAACUAUAUAGAUCCGGUUCGCGAGUUUAAACUUUUCGCCUGUGAGGGCGAUGUUGAUGAAGAAUCCAAGAUGAAGAAAUUCUGUAAUGAGGUGUUCAGGUUUUCUGCUGGUUGCAUGAACAGGAGGACAAACGGCACCAUACACUUUGGUGUGGGAGACACGAAGAGCGGGUACAGGCACGGUGAAGUUACCGGUGUCCACGUAGAAGACCAGAGCAAGUUUGUUGAUACGAUCGACAACAACAUAUUAAAGUACUUCCAGAAAGACAGGAUCGAAGAUGCUAAAGAAUGCAUACGACCUUCAAGAUUUGUGGAGGUAAUUUCGCCUGAACAUACAAGUCUUGGUGCGUAUGUGAUAGAAGUCGAUGUUAUCUCUAAGAGCACAAUAUGCAAAGACAAUGUUUAUGAAAUGAAGCACGUCAAUGGAAAAUGGCAAGCGGGUAAAGAGAACCACGUAUAUAAGCGAGAUGGUGCAUCUUCUAAGGAUAUUCUGGCAACACAAAAUUCUGAACAGUGGAAAGAAGAGUACAGACGCAUUUGUGAAGAUGUGAAAAAGUGGAAUGAGCAAAGAAAAUUGGCCGAAACGAGCUACAAAAUCGAUCGUAGAAUGGAUGAUGGAAAGAAGCUAACUACAUUAAUUACCGGGGGGAAAGGGACACUUGAUGAUUCCUAUUACAAAAAGUACAUAUUGGUGGUAAACAAGGCGGACCAAAGCCAAUUGCCCCACCUUGACUUUGUAAAAGAAAUAAAUUGGUUUGCAGUCCUUGACUUUGAUCCUGAAUCCGCCAUUUCUGGGCUGUGUAGCCUUGUCCGUGCUGAAAGGUCACCCAACCUGCAUUUUCCCCGGCAGUUUGUAGAACGUGAAAAUAAUGACAUUGAGACCAUUGCCAAGAAUCUAAACCUACACAAGCAAACCAGCUGGAUCUUCUGUAAUGGAAGAGCAAACAUUGAUGAGGAAAAGCCGAUGGAAUCCAAAGAGUUUCAGAAAAAACGCAGUGAUAACCAUAGCAAACUUGUAAGCUUGUUGUGCAACAACGACCUCAUGCCCAGUGGAAGGUUUCUUGUUGUUUUUCUUUUACUUAUGAACAUUGAUGACCCAAUUGAUCCAAUGAUGGAAACAUUUUUCUAUUUUUAUCAAAAACUAAACGGACUUUCUGAUAUGAUGCUCAUAACAGAACGUCUAGAAUCAUAUGAAAGUUGGGCGACACUUGCACACACGAGGGUGGACGAAGAUGAAUUGGCGUACAGGUCAAUACGCAGUAUGAGCUUGGAUCAUCUCAAUUCCACAAUUUACAAGAUUAAAUCGGCGACUAAGAGUCGGAAACGGUUUCUGCGUACAUCAGUUGGAGGAUCAUGCUCUUUAACAGCAGUGCAGGAGGAACGGAUGUCUUCACUGACGAUUGUGUGUGAGAAUGAGUGUGAAGAUACAGGAAUAGAGGCAGAUGACACAGCGUUUGAUGAAUUGAGGCGAAGUAUCGAGGAAAACUACUACAAAGGAGGCAAAGUCUGCCCAUGGAACUUCUAUUUCUCCGAGAAACGAGGAAAACCUUUCAUCAAACGUGAACCAUUUAACAAUCUAAAGGAGAAUAUCGAAGAUGCACUGAAGUCAAACCGAUGCCUUGAAUCUGUAAACUUGUUUCACCACCCUGGCUGUGGAGGAACAACACUUGCAUGGCAUGUCCUAUGGGAGCUCAGAAAAAAAUUCAGGUGUGCUGUGAUCAAAAGUAACAGUGAUGACCAGAAGGAAAUUUCGGUUCAAGUUAAAGAACUACUGAAGUAUGCAGAAAACGAUGCUAAGGUCUACACCCCAGUGCUACUGCUGGCUGACGACAUUGACGACACAGAGAUCCUUAAACAACUUCAACACAGCAUCAUUUCUGAGCUGUCAGACGUCAUAUUUGACAGACCUCUUGUCAUGGUAAACUGCAUGCGGUCUCAAGCCCUUGAGGAAAGUCAGAAAAAACAUUUAAUGACCAGUGUCAUUUUGGAACAAAAGCUCUCUUCUACUGAGCAACACCUGUUUGAAGAAAAGCUUAAAGAAAUAAAAAAUGAGUAUGAGAAAUGCAACAACUUCCUUUCUUUCAUGAUAAUUAAAGAAAAUUUUGAUUCAAAUUAUAUUAAAAAUACCGUGAAAAAUAUGCUCAAAGGUUUAGACUACAGUAGCAAUAGGCCCAAUGCUAAAUUGAUCAGUUACGUUGCAUUGUUGAACAACUAUGUAAAAAACACAUCAAUUCCAGUGUCUAGAUGUGAAGCAAUCCUCGGAAUUUCACAAGUAAAAUCCACUUUUUGGAGGAAAGAAACUCUUGAAGAUGGCUUGAGUCAGCACGCCAAAUUGCUGCUCAUUAAAUGCCCCAUGGACGAAGUGAAUGGCACUUAUGAAUCAGUCCGAAUGAUACAUCCACUCGUGGCGAAACAAGUGCUGGAAGAAUUUGAAACAACGAAUCGCUCUUCAAGAUGUAGCAUUGCUAAAGAACUGCUUGCUGAAGAUAUCCUUUUUAAUAAUGGCAUGGGAAGAGAGCACUUGGUUAAAAAUGUCAGGAAUAUGUUUGUCAUCCGCCAUCGCAAAGAGCAGGGCGAUGAAACAGACAGUCUCUUUGCACCUCUUAUUGAAGACAUCAUUAAACAGAAAUACAGUACAUUAAGCCACCCAAGUAAGUUGGAAUCAGGCAUGCAAAAUGCUAAAGAAUUAAUGUGUUGUGCUACAGAUAGAUUUUCAAAAGAUGCGAUAUUGGCCCAGGCUCUUGCAAGGUUUUGCUACCUUAAAGACAACAACUUUGAUGAAGCCAAAAAAUGGGCAGAGCAUGCAAAAAAAUUGGUCAAAAAUAGUUCUUACAUUACAGACACAAUUGGUCAGAUUUAUAAGCAUGAACUGAAGCAGAAAUUUGAUGUUAGCGCCAUAGAGAAAAAAGGGUUCCUUCCUCCAUCAGAUCUUAAUAAAGCACUACAGCUUGCAAAAAGUGCUUCUGACUUUUUUAGAGAAGCACAGGAGUUGGUUAAAACAGAGGAUGGUGCCUUUAACACAGCUGGAUUCUUCGGCGAUAUUGAGGUUGCCACACAUAUGUUGCAACUGUUUGAGCUGACCAAAGUAUUUUACAAAACUGGUGAAAUCCACAAGAGAACCCUGGUGGCCUAUUUAAAUGGAAGGAUUGACUUGUCACGAAUACCUACAGAUGACGAAGAAGAAAAAGCAACAGUGGAGGUUUUACAAAACAAUGAGUUAUAUCUUAGAGAAUUAAAAAAGAGAAUGAAGUAUUCCUUAGAAGUUUUGGAAGCCUAUUUUUGGCUGUUUAAGCCAAGGUAUGCCGAAUCACAAAUACAAGACAAGCAUCGUUACACCGUAGAAAAGUUUUACAACCAAUAUACAACGAUAUUUUGUUCAGAGAAGUCAGAAAAACUGGAUGCGAAACAAUUCCCAAAAUUAAGUGCUACGAAUGAAAUUGAGUCAGAACACGGUGAUAGACUUCCAGGACUUAUACGCUAUCUUGCUGAACGAAAUGCUGAAAAAUCUCUGGAGGUUAUUGUCAGCAGCUAUAAAAGUCUACUUUGUAAUUCUAAAAAUAUCAAUAACAUUAAGGAAAACAAAAUUUAAUUUUUGCUAACGUUAUCCUAAAUUGUGUAAAUAACAAAUCCAAAACGGUUUCCCCCUAUAGUGAACUGGUGACUAUGCUGAACAAUAUCCUCCGCGAAAUAGGAACA